AGAAUGCAAACCACAAAACAAAGUCAAACCAGCUGCAACGAUCAAGAGCGAGGCUUCCUUGUCCAGCUCUCCGCUCAGCCGACACACACAGAUUGACAGAUGGCGUCUAUGUCGCUGAGCUCGUCGAGGGCGCAGUGGACGGCGAAGCAGAACAAGCUGUUCGAGCAGGCGUUGGCGGUGUACGACAGGGACACGCCGGACCGCUGGCACAACAUCGCGCGCGCCGUGGGUGGCAAGUCGGCGGACGAGGUCAGGCGCUACUACGAGCUGCUGGUGAAGGACUUGGAGCACAUCGAGGCCGGCAAGGUGGCCUUCCCCGCGUACAGGUGCCCCGGCGGCUACGACGACGCCGACAGCGACAGGCUGAAGCACCUGACCUGAAGAUCUAGGCGGCAGGCAAGCAUCAUGAGAACCACUGAACAAGUACGUCCUACAUACGUACACUUCGCGCCAUGUGAGUGUAGCACGUGUGGCUACAAAAGAAGCAAGCCAAGCGAGUGGGUCGGACGGAUUAUCUGUUCAAGCACGCAUGUGAAUUAGAAUUACUACUAGCAAUAGCUAUAGGAUGUUGAUCAAUCGAUCUCCGUUCCCCCCGUGUUGCGAUGUAAAAUCUCAGCAUCUGUAGCAUAUAUAUUCUGAGGAGUGAAAUAAAAUACAUUCACUAGUUUGUGGAC
Messenger RNA from Zea mays, 674 nucleotides. RefSeq lists its product as uncharacterized. Gene Ontology annotation, molecular function: DNA-binding transcription factor activity. Lineage: Eukaryota; Viridiplantae; Streptophyta; Magnoliopsida; Poales; Poaceae. The record is from RefSeq and is marked validated.